Messenger RNA from Dendronephthya gigantea, 1500 nucleotides. RefSeq names its product E3 ubiquitin-protein ligase UHRF1-like. The record is from RefSeq and is a predicted model, not a curated record. Gene Ontology annotation, molecular function: ubiquitin protein ligase activity. NCBI's taxonomy places the organism in Eukaryota, Metazoa, Cnidaria, Anthozoa, Malacalcyonacea, Nephtheidae. Bases 329 to 1261 code for a protein of 310 amino acids. The transcript is spliced from 10 exons. Gene Ontology annotation, biological process: negative regulation of gene expression via chromosomal CpG island methylation; protein ubiquitination.
CCAAGACGAACAUGUGCAACGGUCUCUUCUCUCCAAGCAUCUUGCCUCGUGCGUGAAAUAAAUUAAUCUACGAUAAUUUUGGACGGUGUUUUACUUUACGAGUAUUAUCUCAGUUUUGAUAUUGCAGUUACAACGCAAGUGCGAGGCAAAUAUAUUGUGACCCGCAUAUUACGAUAAUUGGAGGUAUUGGUAUUGUCAAAAUAAUAAACAGACAUCAACCAUCGAGUUCAAACCAAGCAGUGUUCAUUUACACGUGCAUUUAAUACUCUGUCCCACUGUCGUCUGGGGAAAUAUCAUCUUCAGCAAUUAUCUGUAUUCUAAUAUAACAAUGAGUGGUCUCAGUACGUACGAAAAGCAACGAUUGAAAAACAUUGAAUACAAUAAAAGCGUCUUGCGAAGUCUUGAAAUACCUGGUUUGAUUGGCAGUCCAGUGCCACCGAGACGUGUUGUUGCUAAAAAGCCCCGUGGGAUCAAAAGAAAAAGAAAUAAUGACAAGAACAACAACAACAACAAUGAAAACACAAAAAGCCUGUCAAAUCUUACGAUAGACCGAAAGUUUAAUGGCUACAUGACAAGGUCAAAGAGAUCACGUCUAGCUGACAUAGAGAAUGGGAAUAUUGAAGACCUUGAAGACGGAACUUUAAUCGAGAAAGAUCGUAUUUAUGAGAAACCAAAACCCAGAUAUUCUGAGAAUUGUUUUGGCCAAAUACCAGAUAUUCCUGUCGGUACUGUUUGGCAUUCGCGCAUGGAUUGUUCGCGCUCUGGUGUUCAUAGGGCUUCUGUUGCUGGUAUUCAUGGUAACGAGCGGGAAGGGUGUUACUCGAUUGCGCUUUCCGGGGGGUAUGAGGACGACGUGGAUUAUGGCGAAUGCUUCACGUACACUGGAGAAGGAGGGAGAGACCUGAAAGGGACAAAAGCUAAUCCGAAGAAUUUGCGAACAGCGGAACAGUCAAAAAAUCAGGUUUUAAAGAAAGGUAACCUCGCGCUGAGCAGGAACACCACGAAUGGUAGACCUGUGCGUGUUGUCAGAGGAUUCAAACUGAACAGUCCUUACGCGCCUGAUGAGGGAUACCGUUAUGAUGGUCUGUAUACUGUAGAAAAAUACUGGGAAGCUGUCGGAUUACGCGGGUUCAUGGUGUAUAAAUUUGCGUUCAAAAGAUGUCCAGAUCAAGCGCCACCACCUUGGCUUGCUGAAUCACAGGAAUGCUCAACCGAUGUCGAUGAAAUCCAUUCAAAUGAAGUUCCCGAAUCAAGUACGUGAUGAAACCAUCAGAUAUAAAAAACGCUUUUGUUUUGCGAAGAAGAAAACUAUUAUUGGACUACUACAAUUGAAGUUUACAAGAGAGAAUAAGAAAUCACAUUCAUUAUCAACUGUUAUAUUAUUUUAAAUUGUUCAUAUUUUUUUAAAGUAUACAUCAUAAUGUAUUGAAAAAGCUUUUUACAUUUUGGGAAGUUGUUGUUCAUGCAAUAUGUUAUCUAUAUCUAAGAAAUACAUUUAUG